This is a messenger RNA of Drosophila elegans, 1939 nucleotides long. It is a transcript of the gene CNT1, whose product is annotated as sodium/nucleoside cotransporter 1. The record is from RefSeq and is a predicted model, not a curated record. NCBI's taxonomy places the organism in Eukaryota, Metazoa, Arthropoda, Insecta, Diptera, Drosophilidae. Gene Ontology annotation, cellular component: membrane. The transcript has 6 exons. The coding region runs from base 76 to 1818 and encodes 580 amino acids. Gene Ontology annotation, molecular function: nucleoside:sodium symporter activity. Gene Ontology annotation, biological process: nucleoside transmembrane transport.
ACUAUUUAGGCUUUGGGAUGUGAGUCAUACAUAAGCACACAUUUAUAUAUUCAUUCUGCUCUCAUUUUACUCGAAAUGGCUGAGCCGGCGCCUCCAGCCGAAGAACCGGAGGAGAAACCAUCUCCAUCAAAGGCAAAACAAAUUACCUAUAUAGUCCUUCAUGUCUUAUUUCACACAAUCUUCAUAUUGUAUUUUAUUGGAGCAACAGUCGUAUUUGUUUUGUAUGACAAGGAAUCCGAUGAUUGCGUGCCACCUGAGAGUCCCGCCACGGAAACGGUAGGAAACUCAUCAGAACUAGAACCAGCGACCACAAAUGAAAACUCAGCCGAAUCCGAAGAGGAAGCGUUUACCCCAAAAAUUCUGUGUAACAUGAACUGGUGCCAUGGAUACGGAUUUCUUCUCACCUUAUUUGUUUUGUUUUAUAUAUUGUGGCUUUACUACUGGGUGUUUAAGCCAUUUGUGGGCAUCAAACUGUAUAACAAUUACAUAGAACCAGCCAUUGACUUAUGGAUUAAGUUUAGUCGGACAUGGAUCGUCUCUGGCGUGAUGCUGGUAGUUGCGGUCUCAGUGGCGGUGGCCUACCUCGGUUACGAGUGUCGCUCCGACAUCAACAAGGCGAUCGGACUGCUGGGGCCCCUGUGUUUUAUCCUGAUCGGAUUUGCAGCCUCCAAGCACCACAAGAGGGUGCCGUGGCGCAUCGUGACGCAUGGGCUCCUGGGCCAACUGCUUCUGGGGAUUAUCUGCCUGCGGGUCAACUUCGGCCAGGCUGCCUUCGAAUGUCUCGGGGAUAAGGUGACCAAAUUUCUGGCCUACACCCAGGACGGAGCACGCUUCGUGUACGGAGAUCGAAUCUGCGAUGAGUACGUCUUCGCCUUUGCCAUACUGGCGGUGGUGUUCUUCUUCAGCGUGAUGACCAGCAUCAUGUACUACCUGGGCUGGAUGCAGUUCGUCCUGGGCAUUUUCGGGUUUUUGCUGCAGGCCACGGUGGGCACCACCGUUUGCGAAAGCGUGAAUGCGGCGGGCAAUGUCUUUCUAAGCAUGACCGAGAGUCCCCUGUUAGUCCGUCCGUACAUCGCAAUACUGACCAUGAGCGAAUUGCACACGAUCUGCACCUCCGGCUAUGCGUCAGUAUCGGGAUCCGUUUUUGGGGCUUACGUAAGCUUUGGCGCCUCGGCCGCCCUCCUGAUCUCGGCCAGCGUGAUGGCUGCUCCGGGUGCCCUGGCCUUUUCCAAGCUCUUCUACCCAGAGACUGAGGAGUCGCUGACCAGGUCCGAUAACAUUAAGCUGGAGAAAUCGCAGGAUGACUCCAUUUUGGAUGCAGCAGCCGGUGGGGCCGCAGCGGCCCUGUUGAUUGUGCUCGGAAUCGUGGCGAACAUAAUUGCCUUCCUGGCCAUUGUGUCCUUUCUUAACGCAUUAACCGAGUGGACAUUCGAGCUAAUCGGGCUGCAGAACAUCACGCUGCUUUACCUACUCUCCCAGAUUUUUGUGCCAGUCGUGUUCGUGAUGGGUGUUCCGUGGCACGACUGUCAAGAGAUUGGGCAAAUCGUGGCCGAGAAAUCGCUGAUCAAUGAGUUUAUCGCUUUUAAGCACCUUGGCGAGUUAACGAAGGAAGAAAAGGUCGAUCCACGGAGUGCGGUAAUUGCCACGUUUGCCAUUUGCGGAUUUGCCAACCCCGGAUCACUGGGCAUCCUCAUCGCUGGACUUAGUGCAAUGGCCCCAAGCCGACGACCAGACAUUGCCAAAGUGGCCGUCCGAGCCUACUUUUCCGGCAGUUUCGUCAGCUUUACAUCAGCAUCCAUUGCAGGUAUUCUUAUUUAGCAUUAUUUAAUUCGCCGUCUUGACUUCAAAAGAACCAUUAAGUUAGAGACUGCUUUGCAACAUGUGGAUGUGGAUGUCCGAUCUUAAAUUAUGAGUAUAGAAAACAAUGGAUAACGCUAAG